UAUUAUUACAAUUUUGCUUCAAGUUGCAUUAUCAUUUUUCAACCCAAGUUAAAAGGCAUUUUGCAAUUGCUUGGUCUCUUAUAUAUGCACUUUCCUGCAAAACAUCAGAAUCACCACAAAAGCAUUUGAAAAAACGGAAAAAAAAAAAAAAAAAAAUGAGAAGCAUGAGACUAUUUGUUUUACUUGCUUUCAAUGCUCUCAUGCUACUUGAAACUCAUGGUUUUACUAUUACCGAUGAAACUGAUAGGAGAGCAUUGCUUGAGUUCAAGUCUCACGUUUCUGACGACAAAAGAGCUCUCUUGUCCUCAUGGAAUCACUCUUUCCCUCUCUGCAACUGGACUGGGGUUAGAUGUGGCCGCAAACACAAGAGAGUUACUCGUUUGGAGCUGGGAGGAUUGCAAUUAGGCGGAGUGAUAUCACCAUCAAUUGGUAAUCUUUCGUUUCUCACAACACUUGAUCUCUCUGAAAACUCUUUUGGUGGUACUAUUCCUCAAGAGGUGGGAAACUUGUUUAGACUUGAAUACUUGGAUAUGAGCAAAAAUUUUCUUGGGGGAGGGAUUCCAAUCGAUUUGUACAACUGCUCUAGAUUGUGCUACCUUGGUUUAAGUUCAAAUAAUAUAGGAGAAGGUAUUUCUUCAGAAAUAGGGUCAUUGACGAAGCUUGGUCAUUUAGAUCUUUAUGAAAACAAUCUGAAAGGAAAGGUGCCUGCGUCUCUAGGAAACUUGACAUCUCUACAACGACUUUUAUUGCCACAAAACAACCUGGAAGGAGAAAUUCCGAGUGAUGUAGCUAAACUGACUCAAGUUUAUAGUCUUCAUAUAUUUGGAAACAAUUUCUCAGGUGUUUUUCCUCCUGCUUUCUACAAUUUGUCCUCACUUGAGCUCUUAGGUAUCUCUUUUAAUCAGUUCUCAGGUCGCCUGAGACCUGAUUUUGGUAUUCUGCUACCAAACCUUGAAUCGUUUAUCAUGGGAAGCAAUUUUCUCACAGGAGCCAUUCCAACAACACUCUCCAAUAUCUCCACCCUUGAAAAAUUGGAAGUGAAUGAUAACUCAUUUACGGGAAGUAUUCCUACUUUCGGAGGAACACCAAAUUUGAGAUUGUUAAAUCUUAAAACCAAUUUUCUGGGAAAUUACUCUUCUUCUGGGUAUCUUGAUUUCCUCACUUCUUUGACAAACUGCACCCAACUAGAGGAGUUAUGGAUUGGUCAGAAUAGGCUUGGGGGUGACUUCCCUAUUUCCAUCACCAAUCUAUCCACAAAACUCUUCAGUUUAGGCCUUCAAAGCAAUCACUUCUCUGGAAGAAUUCCUCAUGACAUUGGGAAUCUCAUAAGCCUACGAACACUGCUGUUACAUGAAAAUUUGUUGAUUGGACCACUCCCAGCCUCUCUUGGCAAGCUUUUAGAGUUGAGGUUUUUAAGUCUCUUUUCAAAUAGAUUAUCAAGAGAGAUACCAGCUUUUAUAGGCAACAUGACUCUGUUAGAAACACUUGAUUUGGCUAACAACAAUUUUGAAGGCAAUGUUCCUCCAAGUCUUGGUAGAUGCACCAAUUUGCUACAUUUAUAUGUUGAGUCUAAUAAUAUGUUAAAUGGGACUAUACCUCUGGAAAUUUUGCACAUUCAGGGUCUUAUUCACCUAAAUUUGUCAGAUAAUUCCUUGAUCGGCUCUUUACCAGAAGAUAUUGGACAACUUCAAAAUCUUGGUGCACUAUCACUUGGGAAUAAUAAAUUAUCUGGGAAACUUCCACAAUCCUUGGGGAAGUGUCUCACACUGGAAAAUCUUAAUCUGGAAGGAAAUUCGUUUGAUGGAGAUAUUCCAGAUAUAAAAGGGUUGGUGGGUGUUAAAGAAAUUGAUUUAUCGAACAAUAAUCUCUCUGGAAGUAUACCUGACUAUUUUGCAAAUUUUUCCAAGUUGGAGUAUCUCAAUCUGUCUUUUAACAAUUUUGAGGGAAAGGUGCCAGUGGAAGGAAUAUUUCAGAAUACUACUAUAGUUUCCAUAUCUGGAAACAAUGAACUAUGUGGAGGCAUUAAGGGAUUUCAACUAAAGUCAUGCCUCCCGCAAGCAUCACCAGUGGAGACGAAGCUUUCCUCUCGUUUAAAGAAAGUUGUAAUUGGAGUUAGCAUAUGCAUAAUUUUGCUUUUGGUGUUGUUCAUUGCUUCAGUUUCUUUGAUUUGGUUCAGAAAAAGAAAGAAGAACAAGCAGACCAAUAAUCCAACUCCUUCUAGUUUGGAAGUCUUCCAUGAUAAAAUAAGUUAUGGAGAUCUCCGCAAUGCAACAAAUGGCUUCUCUACGAGCAAUAUGGUCGGGUCAGGCAGUUUUGGUACUGUAUUUAAGGCAUUUCUCCCGACGGAGGAAAAGGUUGUUGCAGUGAAAGUUCUAAACAUGCAGAGACGUGGAGCCAUGAAGAGUUUUAUGGCAGAAUGUGAAUCUUUGAAGGACAUAAGGCAUCGUAAUCUUGUGAAACUAUUGACAGCUUGCGCUAGUAUUGAUUUCCAAGGAAAUGAAUUCAGAGCUCUCAUAUAUGAGUUCAUGCCGAACGGAAGCUUGGAUAUGUGGCUGCAUCCAAAGGAAGUGGAAGAGAUCAGUAGACCCUCAAGAACCUUAACACUGCUAGAAAGGCUUAACAUUGCCAUAGACGUGGCUUCUGUUUUGGAUUAUCUUCAUGUUCAUUCUCAUGAGCCUAUAGCUCAUUGCGAUCUUAAGCCAAGCAACGUCCUUUUAGACGAUGAUCUAACCGCCCAUGUUAGCGAUUUUGGUCUUGCUCGUCUUCUCCUCAAAUUCGACCAGGGGUCUUUCUUCAACCAACUUAGCUCGGCUGGUGUCAGAGGAACCAUCGGCUAUGCCGCACCAGAAUAUGGAACGGGUGGGCAGCCGUCAAUAUACGGAGAUGUUUAUAGCUUUGGGGUUCUUCUUUUGGAAAUGUUCACUGGAAAAAGACCGACCAAUGAGUUAUUUGGGGGGAACUUUACCUUACACAAGUACACCAAGUCGGCGUUGCCAGAAAGAGUAUUGGAGAUUGCAGACGAAUGGAUUCUUCACAUCGGUCUUAGAGUCGGCUUCCCUAUUGCUGAGUGCUUGACACUGGUUUUUGAGGUGGGACUUAGGUGUUGUGAGGAAUCUCCGAUGAACCGUUUGGCAACAAGUGAAGCAGUAAAGGAGUUAAUCUCAAUCAAAGAGAAGUUCUUCAAAACCAAAAGAACAUCCGCGCGUUGAAGUGUUCAUGCUUUGCUCUACAAACUUUGCAACCCACUUAAAAUUUCAAAUUGUGUUAUAAGAUAAUCUGUUGUUGGUUUUUUCCUCGGUCUCUGUUUCGUUUUAGACAAGAUUGAAUACUUGUGUUACUAGCUUUACAUUUUGAUUUUUGGGAUAACAAUAAAAAUGACGUAGUAGUUGUUUAUACA
Molecule: messenger RNA, 3397 nt
Organism: Camelina sativa (false flax)
Lineage: Eukaryota; Viridiplantae; Streptophyta; Magnoliopsida; Brassicales; Brassicaceae
Product: putative LRR receptor-like serine/threonine-protein kinase At3g47570
Biological process (GO): protein phosphorylation
Molecular function (GO): protein binding; ATP binding; protein kinase activity
Source: RefSeq, a predicted model, not a curated record